Molecule: messenger RNA, 1065 nt
Organism: Haliotis rubra (blacklip abalone)
Lineage: Eukaryota; Metazoa; Mollusca; Gastropoda; Lepetellida; Haliotidae
Exons: 5
Coding region: 135-884 (249 amino acids)
Source: RefSeq, a predicted model, not a curated record
GAGUCAGAAUUUAACAUCGCGUCGGUAUUAUUUCAGCCCCACGGCGGCUUGUUUAAGACGUAGUUGUACCUGUGUAGAAGGAGAUCGACUGUACGGUAAAAGAGAAAAACUACUUUUGGACAUUGUCAAAGGAAAUGGCUGCUCGAGAAGGUGGGGCUGCUCGUGAAGGUGGGGGCGAUCGUGAAGGUGGGGCUGAUCGUGAAGGUGGGGCUGAUCGUGAAAGUGGGGCUGAUCGUGAAGGUGGGGCUGAUCGUGAAGGUGGAGCGCUGCGAUGGGCAAGGGAAAUGCCACUGCAGGACCUUAUUGAUGAAAUCUGUACAACAGGUGAAGAAAUCACCACAAGUCAGCUGACUCGUAUACAGCAAUAUCUCAUUGGGGAACAUGGCUGUUCUGCAGAUGAAAUCACCAAAUUCGACAAGCCAGUACAUUUCUUCGGACAUCUCCGUGAGAAGAAGUUCAUCUCCUUCGCUAACCUGGCCUUUUUUCAAGCUGUCCUCACACGAAUUGAAAGACAGGAUCUCUGUGACAUUGUUUCAGAAUUUGCCCGGAACCAUUCAGACGACGCGCUGUAUCUUGAAGUUUCCAAAAUUGAUGAAGGAAGUAAUGCCAGGGUCAAUUUACAUGUACGGAAGACUCUCACUAAGAGAAACGAAGUUGACACGAUUGUAAAGAGCUUGGCCAGUUGUCUGAACAUUCCCUCCGAGUCUAUCCGGGUGAUGGGGGCCGAGGCAACAAACAGUUACCGCUUGACUCUGUACAUCCCCGCCAGGUACAGAGAUCGCCUUGUGGACAAGCACAUGCUCAACCAUCUGAUGAAGGUCGACAUUGACGAGGUGGAAGUGGAUGGGGAGACUAUCAAGCUUACCCCAGAAGAUAGGAAUUAGGACAAACACACUACAUUUGCUUGAUUGUAAAGACACAUACGACUUUUAUUGUAUAUGAGUGGUAAAAUGCCUUGUCGUUAUUGUCGAGCGAAGAGGUAAUGAAUUACUGCAUUGAGCCGCAUCAAGUUUGCAGCUUUACUCGGCGAGCCGCAUUAACAAUAGCGAAGAAGUUAACUAAAAA